AUGACAUCACUACCAACAACAGCACCAACGACAAAUACACCAGCAUCAACAACAACAACACCUCCUCCUCCUCCUUCUGCCGCUGCCACGGUGAAUUUAGUCACUUAUUUUGGAAGAGUUUACACUUUAUACGACGCCCUUUUACUUCUAGAAGCGUGUCGACUCAAUAUACUCCCAACGAUAGAUCGUCGAUUAACUUCAUUUGAACGACUGAAGUUUAUCAAACCAAAUUGCAUAUUUAUUUGGAAUGAAACUAAAAGUGGCAUGAAACGAUGGACUGAUGGGAAAUUAUGGUCAGCAUCAAAAGUCAUUUUUGGAAACUUUUUACAAUAUCGAGAAAUUAAUAAAUUGACUAAAAAACCACAACCAAAUGGAUUAAUUAAACAGUCUUUUAGUUUGGCUACUAAAGAUGGACAACGAUAUCAUUUAAUUUCGUAUUAUCAAUUGAACAAUCCCAACUAUCAAAAACUAAAUGGCACCGGAGAAGCUAUGACUAAAGAUUAUGCUGAUGGUGACAAAGUGUUGAAGAAACGUAAAUUACAACUACUGCAACAGCAGCAGCAGCAGCAACAGCAACAACCACAGUCAGCAGCAUCAUUGGAAUCUCCAGUAUCAUGCACAGGAGAAGAGGGAGAAGAAGAUUAUGAAGAUGGCUAUAUUGUAUGUAUACCUUCACAUGACCCCAAAUUGAAAAAAUUAUCCCUUUCAAAUGAGAUUUAUCCUUCUCAUACUUUACAUGCCAUUCCUAAAAGUUUACGAUCUGGUACUACGACCAUUUCUAGUAGCAGUACUACGCCAUUGUCAACAACAAAUCAGGAUUUUAAAGAUGAGUUGACUACAAAAGAAGGAGAAGACGAUGGAGAAGAUUCAGAUACAGCAGCAUCAACACCUAAUUCCACCGUUGUCGCAACAACAACAGCAGCAAAUAAUUUAAUUGCAAGUACUAAUCAGCAGACAUCUACAAUUGACUCAUCCAUACAACCUCAACCCCACCACUUGCAUCAACAACUGCAGCUACCACCAUCACAGGUACAACCACUUGUACAACAAGUUCCCACUUAUACCCAUCUUCAAGGCUCCUUAAACAACUAUAGUCAUCAACCACCAGUGGCACCUACUGGAGAAUCGACGGGUCCACCACCGAUAGGUUCAACAUCUUAUCCAGUUUCUUCUUCUACCAUGGGACUUCCAUCAAAGGCUCAAUACCCAUCAAUAACCAACACGCCACCACAACAAUCACAGCAACCACAACAAUCACAGCAACCACAACAGCAAUUACAACAACCUCAACAACCUUCAAAAACUUCAACAACCACAACAGCAACAACCUACCCUGCCAACUAUGCAACACCUCCAAAUACCACCACUAAUGCCACUCCGUUAUUCCAAUUUGCUCAAGUUGCUAAUUUACCCAUGCCACCUUUAUCAUCAUCAACAAACUUGCAUUCGAAAUUGAAUAAUUCUGAAUACAUCAAAAGUUGCGAUUUACAAAUUGUGGAUAUUCUAAAUAAAGGAUUUUUGAAAUAG
Molecule: messenger RNA, 1527 nt
Organism: Lodderomyces margitis
Lineage: Eukaryota; Fungi; Ascomycota; Pichiomycetes; Serinales; Debaryomycetaceae
Gene: PTH2
Product: Pth2p
Exons: 1
Coding region: 1-1527 (508 amino acids)
Molecular function (GO): DNA binding
Source: RefSeq, a predicted model, not a curated record